This is a messenger RNA of Serendipita indica DSM 11827, 312 nucleotides long. The record is from the annotation of a GenBank genome assembly. Lineage: Eukaryota; Fungi; Basidiomycota; Agaricomycetes; Sebacinales; Serendipitaceae.
AUGGCCGGACUAGCGCGCGCACUGCAAUGGAUAUCGCUUCUCAUUCUGCUUCAUGCGGCCUAUUCGACUUUUGACUAUUUAUCGCAACUCAAGGCCGUAGACAGACCGCAAGAUCAUAUACCAAAAGAUGUAACACUGGAGGCCCUUUUAUCCCUAUUCCUUUUUGUCCUUGGGACCGUGUUGGCAUCCCCGACAUUGGCAGAGAUCACUUGGGCAAAAGAGAUGGACAAACGCUCGAUUGAUGAAAUGGACUCAAGGAUCGGCUUUAUGGACCUUAAACAUCGUGGCGCCGUCUUCUUUGGUUCGCAGUAA